AGAACAAAAACCAUCAGCUGUUUUCUUCCUAUAAAUAAACUACUCCUCUUCUCAACAUCUUUCAUCAUCCUCUUCUCCAUUUUUUCAUCAGAUUGAUAAACAAUAUUAAGCAGCAACAUGAACACUCCUGUCACUAGAACUUCUCUUGACCAGAAGCUGGCCAUGGCUAAACGCUGCUCUCAUGAGGGUGUUGUAGCUGGAGCAAAGGCAGCCAUUGUUGCAAGCUUUGCAACUGCUGUUCCUACUCUUGCAAGUGUUAGGAUGCUGCCAUGGGCUAGAACAAACCUUAAUCCUACUGCUCAAGCUCUCAUCAUUUCAACAGUUGCUGGUGCUGCAUACUUCAUAGUUGCUGACAAGACAGUGCUGGCUUCUGCAAGGAAGAACUCUUUCAAGGAUGUUAAUUGAUCAUCUUAUGUAUCAAAACCAUUAGUUCUCAAUGGUUUUUUUUUAAGAUCAGUGUUCUGUAUUAAUCUCUACAUCAAU
Messenger RNA from Dioscorea cayenensis subsp. rotundata (Guinea yam), 483 nucleotides. RefSeq names its product early nodulin-93-like. The transcript is spliced from 4 exons. The coding region runs from base 118 to 405 and encodes 95 amino acids. Lineage: Eukaryota; Viridiplantae; Streptophyta; Magnoliopsida; Dioscoreales; Dioscoreaceae. The record is from RefSeq and is a predicted model, not a curated record.